Molecule: messenger RNA, 597 nt
Organism: Hippopotamus amphibius kiboko
Lineage: Eukaryota; Metazoa; Chordata; Mammalia; Artiodactyla; Hippopotamidae
Gene: CIMIP3
Product: ciliary microtubule inner protein 3
Exons: 2
Coding region: 71-409 (112 amino acids)
Source: RefSeq, a predicted model, not a curated record
CCCAGAAAACCUCUGGAGCCCCUGGCCACCAGACGUUCCAUCUCACCACCAAGGAAGGCCCUGGUCAAGGAUGUCCCAGGACUCACAGAAACCCUCAGUACCCAGCCACGGGCCGAAGACACCAUCAGGCAGAAAGGUGAAGACUCCACUCUGUCCCCUGGCCCGGUCGUGGAAGCAGGACUGUGAGCAGACUCUGACAGCAGCCUAUGUGCCGGUGGUGGUGGACCCCAGGGGGCAGAACCCACACAAGCUCAGGUUCAAUUUCUACACCUCCCAGUACUCCAACUCCCUGAACCCCUUCUACACCUUGCAGAAGCCUACCUGUGGCUACCUGUACCGCCGGGACACUGACCACACCCGCAAGCGCUUUGACAUGCCUCCUGCCAACCUGGUCUUGUGGCGCUCAUAGGCCUGUGCCAGUCAGAAGCCCUCCACCCCGCACCCUCACCCCCAUGAUCCCGGGUCCUGGUGGGGAAGGACUACUCCCUCCUGGAGGAGGAGAAAGUGCUGAGCUAGGACGGCUGUGUCCUGCCCACUGUCAACAAUGGCAAAGGGAGGUCUCGCUUUUCAGCAGCAAUUAAAAUUUGUCCUUCCUUU